This is a messenger RNA of Raphanus sativus (radish), 2002 nucleotides long. Its product is annotated as histone deacetylase 19. Gene Ontology annotation, molecular function: histone deacetylase activity. The coding region runs from base 250 to 1767 and encodes 505 amino acids. The transcript has 8 exons. The record is from RefSeq and is a predicted model, not a curated record. Lineage: Eukaryota; Viridiplantae; Streptophyta; Magnoliopsida; Brassicales; Brassicaceae.
CUCCCUCAGUCGAAACCCUAGAUUUCUGAUUCUCGCGAGUUCUCUCUGUUUCUCUAGAGCUGAAAAAAAAGUUCCAAUCUUUCGUAUGUUCUCCCCUCUCAUAGUCGUAGUAUCGAGUUAUUAGCUCGUAAUCUCAUCAGAUUCUGUUCACUCACUCUUAGUUUCACUCUCCUUUUUGUAGCUCUAUCCAGUGAAAGUGAUGAUGCAGCAAAAGGCACUGAACAAGCGAUAGAACUAAAAAAGUUACUGAUGGAUACUGGAGGCAACUCGCUGGCCUCUGGACCAGACGGUGUGAAGAGGAAAGUCUGCUACUUCUACGACCCGGAGGUUGGGAACUACUACUACGGCCAAGGCCACCCAAUGAAGCCACACCGGAUCCGCAUGACCCACGCCCUCCUCGCUCACUACGGUCUCCUCCAGCACAUGCAAGUCCUCAAACCUUUCCCCGCACGUGACCGUGACCUCUGCCGCUUCCACGCCGACGACUACGUCUCCUUCCUCCGCAGCAUCACGCCCGAGACUCAGCAGGAUCAGAUCCGACAGCUCAAACGGUUCAACGUCGGUGAAGACUGUCCUGUCUUUGACGGUCUUUACUCCUUUUGCCAGACCUAUGCUGGUGGCUCUGUUGGUGGAUCUGUUAAGCUUAACCAUGGGCUUUGUGAUAUUGCUAUUAACUGGGCUGGUGGUCUCCAUCAUGCUAAGAAGUGUGAGGCUUCUGGCUUCUGCUAUGUCAAUGACAUCGUCCUAGCUAUCCUUGAGCUGCUUAAGCAGCAUGAGCGUGUUCUCUACGUUGAUAUCGACAUUCACCACGGAGAUGGAGUGGAGGAAGCGUUUUACGCUACUGACAGAGUCAUGACCGUCUCGUUCCAUAAAUUUGGAGAUUACUUUCCCGGCACAGGUCACAUACAGGACAUUGGUUACGGAAGUGGGAAGUACUAUUCGCUCAACGUACCACUGGACGAUGGAAUCGACGACGAGAGCUAUCAUCUCUUGUUCAAGCCCAUCAUGGGGAAAGUGAUGGAGAUUUUCAGACCAGGUGCGGUUGUGCUGCAGUGCGGUGCUGAUUCUUUGUCUGGUGAUAGGCUCGGAUGCUUUAACCUCUCCAUCAAAGGUCAUGCCGAGUGUGUCAAGUUCAUGAGAUCGUUUAAUGUUCCGUUACUUCUCUUGGGUGGUGGUGGUUACACUAUCCGUAACGUUGCUCGGUGCUGGUGCUACGAGACUGGAGUUGCACUUGGAAUCGAAGUUGAGGACAAGAUGCCGGAGCAUGAGUACUAUGAGUACUUUGGUCCAGACUAUACGCUUCACGUUGCUCCGAGUAACAUGGAGAACAAGAACUCUCGGCAGAUGCUUGAAGUGAUUCGUAAUGACUUGCUCCACAACCUCUCGAAGCUUCAGCAUGCUCCGAGUGUGCCGUUUCAGGAAAGGCCACCAGAUACAGAGACUCCUGAGGUAGAUGAAGACCAAGAAGAUGGAGAUAAAAGAUGGGAUGCGGAUUCUGACAUGGAUGUAGAUGAUGAUCGUAAACCUAUACCAAGCAGAGUGAAAAGAGAAGCUGUUGAAUCUGAUGCAAAGGACAAGGAUGGAGGACUGAAAGGAGUAAUGGAGCGUAUGAAAGGUUUUGAGAUGGGGGGUAUGGAGGAGAGUGGAAGCACCACCAAGGUAACAGGAGGAAACUCAGUGGGAAUUGAGGAAGCAGGUGUGAAAAUGGAAGAGGAUGGCACAAACAAGUCAGGUGCUGCAUCAGAUCAAGUGUUUCCUAAAACAUAAAAUAAAGUCUUUGGAGGCUUCUCAUUUCUUGUUGCCCUUCCUAGUCUUUUAAAACUUUUUAGUUUGUUAUUUGAUAAUUGAAUACGCACGUUUAUGUAUUUAUUCGUUGCAAUGUGGCAUGUGGUGUCUGAAUGAUCGCAAGACGGGAUAAUUCUAUUUGCUAUGUAUGAAGUAUAUGGGGCUUCUUCCAUCAAAACACUACCCCUGACAUCUCAUAACUAAAAAUCUUGUACUC